This is a messenger RNA of Scleropages formosus (Asian bonytongue), 2241 nucleotides long. It is a transcript of the gene rasef2, whose product is annotated as RAS and EF-hand domain containing 2. The record is from RefSeq and is a predicted model, not a curated record. The coding region runs from base 134 to 2137 and encodes 667 amino acids. The transcript has 16 exons. Lineage: Eukaryota; Metazoa; Chordata; Actinopteri; Osteoglossiformes; Osteoglossidae. Gene Ontology annotation, molecular function: GTP binding; GTPase activity.
GCUCCGUCCACAAACGAAGUGUUUCGCUGAGAGCGCGCGCGCCAGUGUUGCACGCCGGCGCUUUCAAGUAGAAAAGGCGCGCGUGACAGAACAUAUAACUUAUAAGCAACACAGUGACAACCUCGACGUCGUCAUGCUUAUUGUUCUGGUUAUUACUCGCUUUGUUUUAAAGAGAUUUUUUGAACUUUUUCGCAUAAGACUGCAUACGAAUUGUGCGUUGCCGGAAAGCCUCGCGUCGGUUCCUAGGAAAAGUGAGCCCGUCGAAAUGGAGGGAGCCGCUCGUUCCGGUGAACGGGGAGGAAAUGAGUUCAGUACAGCGGCGUGUGGCGACCUUUCAGCGGCCCCGGGUGGGGAACUGGACAACGCCGACGAACCGGACUUCUGCAGCUUUUCUGAGCCCUCCAGUCAGCUGUCUGAGAGCCUGACUUCGGAGGUGCCGCUCGGACGAAGGAGCAGAAAUCUGAGGAAGAUGAAGGAUGGCAGUAAGUUAUGGAGAAGGAAACACCAUGGGAUCUCGAAAGGAGAUUUGGAGAUUGCAGCUGUGGACUGGAAGCUGUGGUCUUCCUGGCUUGGAAUGUUGCCGUUGAGAUGCUCAUCUGGGACCGAGGAGAUGACUGCUGGCCAUCAGGGAAAAGUGGAGGAUGACAUGCAGCAGCAAACUCUCUUGGAAGACUGUGUAAGGAGAGAGGCAUACCAGAGGUUGGAUGAGAUCAUUGCUGCUUUUCAUAGAAGGUAUGAACGUGAGGUUGCAGACUUGGAGAGUGCUAUGAAGAGGCUUAAAAAGGACAAGGAUAAGUUGCAAAAUUCUUUAAUCAGAGCACAAAUUAAGAUUUCCUAUCUGCAAGUGGAGAUGGGGGCCCUAAAAAAGGAAAAGUUAUACCAGAGGCUACAACAUGAAAGGGAGAAGAAUGACCUUAAGAAAAUGCUGACUGAAUGUCAUUCAUAUUACAGUCACAUGAAAUGUCUCCAGCAAAAUAUGUCUGAAAGCAGUGACCGAUCCUAUUCCAUGUUGGACCGGAAUGCAGAACGAAGCUGUAAGAGGAUUAAGGAAAGAAAUGUGAAGACCAUUCCACAUAACACACUGAACAGCAGCAGUAACAUACUAGUUAAAUGGCAAGAUUUAAGUUUAACAGAAUAUUCAGAUUUGCGUAGCAGGACUGACCAAUACCAGGACAGUGGACUAUUGUUGUGUUCAGAUGCAAUGGACAGUUCAAGUAGUGAGUGUGACUAUGAAGACCACAAGGACAUUUUGGGGUGUGUGUCUCAACAUUCGUUUGGUGGAGGGACCCAACACUUGGACAAUGGGAUAUCAGACUGGAAAUCGGAGCACACGAAUUCAGCGCCGGGCAGAUAUGGCUCAGUAUCAUUAGCAUCCACCCGAAAACUGCUUUCAGCAUUUUCAUGCCAGGUAGGAAAGGAAGGCCUGAGCAACACAUUGUGGGGGGAGAUUAGGAUUGUCUGUACUGUUUUUGAUUGUGGCCAGUUCUAUCAGAUGAUAUAUCACAUGUCCUGCCAACAGACAGAUUCAGAUAUUCUUGAUGCUGAGGAAUCUGCAACCAUCUAUAGACUGGUUCUAGCUGGAGAUGUAGGCACUGGGAAGUCCAGUUUCCUACUUCGCCUGAGCACGAAUGAGUUCAGAAGUGAUAUUCGAAUGACAUUAGGUGUGGAUAUGCACAUAAAGAAGAUGCUUGUAGAUGGGGAGAAAACUCAUCUACAGAUCUGGGAUACAGCUGGUCAAGAAAGAUUCCGCAGCAUUUCCCAGUCUUAUUUCUGCAAGGCCCAUGGUGUGUUGCUGUUGUAUGAUGUCACAUCCAAGGCCAGCUUCUUCAACAUCAGAGAGUGGAUGGAUCAAAUCAAGGAGUUCAGAGAUGAGCCCCCCUCUAUGUGCGUGAUUGGAAAUAAGGUGGACCUACGGGCUGAGCUUCCUGAGGACAGCUGUGUUAGUGCUGCUCAAGGGGAAAAGUUAGCUAUGAUGUACAGUGCUCUCUUCUGUGAGACCAGUGCCAAAGAAGGAACUAAUGUUGUUGAAGCGGUUCUUCAUCUUGCAAGAGAAAUAAAGAAGUGCAAGUCUGAGACCUACAUCGCCAUGGGAUCCAUAGAUGGAAAGUACCCUGGCAGUAGCUGUUGUGACCUAUAGCAACUGUGGAAUUCUACCAUCAGAGAAUCACUGCACAGUGGCGCAGGAUUCAAAAUGAGUAUGUUUCAUUCAAGAUGCAUUUGUGUCAAUGGUGGCGGUUUGUU